CUUGAACUUCAACUUCAACUUUUACACAUCCCGUUAUACAACUCGCCUCUAACUCGAUACCCUAAACUUAAGAUUGCCAACCAUGGCUGCACACAUAACCUCACCUAAUGAGCCGUUCCCGCGACCCGAACAUAUCGCACAAGCUACAACCUCGCAUCGACAAGGCAACUUCGUCAUCUCCUCGCGCAAGCUACCCAUCUCUAAGGCAGGCCCUAUCGACGCCAUGGAACGAUCCCUCGGAAUUCCCGUACCGGAAAUGAUAUUCGGAGACAACGUAGUCGCUAUACGGCAUGCGCCUACGGGAUGGGGUAUCGAGUUCAACGCGUACGAUGCUCUAGAUGCCGUCGACAAGACCGAUCGCCAUAUGUUACAGGUCGCGUACGCCAAGAGCUGGAGCGCGAGCAGGGAGCAGACAAGUGCGGGGAUUAAGGACGUAGUUAAGCCGUAUGAUUGGAGCUAUAGCACCACGUAUAAGGGCACCAUUAUAUCAGGGAUAGCGUCGAAAUUUCCGCCGCCGCCGCCGCCUCCUGGUUCUAGUAUAGAUGCUCAUACAACCACUGCCGUAGCCAAAACCACAGCUCCAGCUCCAGCUCCGUCAGAUCCCGCAAUCAAUGAGAGCGCAAGCUCCGAAGCAACCCAAGAAAAAGAGCCGGAGAGCCAAAGCAAGCUAUCCUUCAUUCCCUCAACUAAGCCUAUACCCCUCGAGCUUCUCAAACGCCGGGAUCCAAUCCUGUUCUUUGACGAGGUGAUGCUGUACGAAAGCGAGUUAGACGACAAUGGCAUCAGCGUUUUGAGUGUCAAGGUCCGCGUCCAUGAACAGCGCAUGCUACUUCUAGCCCGCCUAUUCAUGCGUCUGGAUAACGUUCUCAUGCGCAUCCGAGAUACCCGCGUCUACGUCGAUUUCGCGGCCGAGGAGGUCACGCGCGAGUACACUAUUAAGGAGGCUGGGUUUGGGGAUGUUAAAAGGAAACUCCUUAUGACGGGGUUAGUUCCCGAUGCUAUAACGGUGGCAAUGCGUGAUGCGAACACGAUCGCCGAUUUGCUUCCCACCGUCGAGCAGACCUUGGAGCGUGUUUCACUAAAAUCAUGAAGAAAAUUAAAGUAGAGGAUACAUCAUUUACCAGUAGUGUAGGAUUGGGGGGCGAUUGGCUGACAGGCCAAUUGACGAAUUCUGAGAUAUGCAUGGAUUGGCGUUUAAUAGGUGCGCGUGAUUAGAACCCGGUCCUUUGCAGCGUCAGUUUGCGGGUAGACGCGCUGGUCUAUUGGGAUGGUCAUCGGCUCC
Messenger RNA from Annulohypoxylon maeteangense, 1282 nucleotides. Its product is annotated as TIP41-domain-containing protein. The coding region runs from base 83 to 1090 and encodes 335 amino acids. Gene Ontology annotation, cellular component: cytosol. NCBI's taxonomy places the organism in Eukaryota, Fungi, Ascomycota, Sordariomycetes, Xylariales, Hypoxylaceae. The transcript is spliced from 2 exons. Gene Ontology annotation, biological process: TOR signaling. The record is from RefSeq and is a predicted model, not a curated record.